Molecule: messenger RNA, 1449 nt
Organism: Puma concolor (puma)
Lineage: Eukaryota; Metazoa; Chordata; Mammalia; Carnivora; Felidae
Gene: PHYKPL
Product: 5-phosphohydroxy-L-lysine phospho-lyase
Cellular component (GO): mitochondrion
Molecular function (GO): transaminase activity; pyridoxal phosphate binding
Source: RefSeq, a predicted model, not a curated record
AUGGGUGAGGGACUGGAAGCAGGAAAGCACCACUGUGCCCUUAAAGUUUUGUCCCUCCCAGAAACUGGGGGGUUGUGGGGGGCAGGUGCUAUGGUGGGUGGACUUGUCCCUUCAGGUCUUCAGACAUGGCUGUCCACUUCUUACUGUCCCCACAGCAAUUCUUGCAGACUCUUUUAUCCUGAGGAUCCUAUUAAGAUUGUCCGGGGCCAAGGACAGUACUUGUACGAUGAACAGGGUGCAGAAUACCUGGAUUGUGUCAACAAUGUGGCUCAUGUUGGGCACUGCCACCCUCUCGUGGUCCAAGCAGCGCACGAACAAAACCAGGUGCUGAACACCAACAGCCGGUACCUGCACGACAACAUCGUGGAUUAUGCACAGAGGCUAUCAGAGACCCUGCCGGAGAAGCUCUCUGUGUUUUAUUUCCUGAAUUCUGGGUCAGAAGCCAAUGACCUGGCCCUGAGGCUGGCCCGCCAGUACACGGGACAUUGGGACGUGGUGGUGUUAGACCAUGCUUAUCACGGUCACCUGAGCUCCCUGAUUGACAUCAGCCCCUACAAGUUCCGAGACCUGGAUGGCCAGAAGGAGUGGGUCCAUGUGGCACCUCUCCCAGACACCUACCGGGGUCUUUACCGGGAGGACCACCCCAAUCCGGCUGGGGCCUAUGCCAGCGAGGUGGAACGCGUGGUGAACAGCGUACAGGAAAAGGGCAGGAAGAUUGCAGCGUUCUUUGCAGAGUCUCUGCCCAGCGUGGGAGGACAGAUCAUCCCCCCUGCCGGCUUCUUCCAGGAAGUGGCAGAGCACAUCCACAGGGCCGGAGGGGUCUUUGUCGCAGACGAGAUUCAAGUGGGCUUUGGCCGAGUGGGCCAGCAUUUCUGGGCCUUCCAACUGCAAGGAGAAGACUUCGUCCCUGACAUUGUCACCAUGGGCAAGUCCAUCGGCAAUGGCCACCCCGUAGCCUGUGUGGCCACAACCCAAGCUGUGGCAAGAGCAUUUGAAGCCACCGGCGUCGAAUACUUCAACACGUUUGGAGGCAGCCCGGUGUCCUGCGCCGUGGGCCUGGCCGUCCUGGACGUCCUAGAGAAGGAACAGCUGCAGGCCCACGCCGCCUCCGUGGGCAGCUUCCUGACGGAGCUCCUCAGACAGCAGAAAGCCAAACAUCCCAUCAUCGGGGACGUCAGGGGCACUGGGCUCUUCAUCGGUGUGGACCUGAUCAAAGACGAGGCAACCAGGACACCAGCAACUGAAGAGGCCAAUUACGUGGUGUCCAGGAUGAAGGAGAACUACAUUUUGCUGAGCACUGAUGGCCCAGGGAGGAACGUCCUCAAGUUUAAACCCCCGAUGUGCUUCAGUGUGGACAAUGCACGACAUGUGGUGGCCAAGAUGGAUGCCAUCCUGACAAACAUGGAAGAAAAGGUGAGAAGUUGUGAGACACUGCGGCUCCAGCCCUGA